This is a messenger RNA of Thyridium curvatum, 738 nucleotides long. RefSeq lists its product as uncharacterized. Gene Ontology annotation, biological process: N-terminal protein amino acid methylation. Gene Ontology annotation, molecular function: N-terminal protein N-methyltransferase activity. Lineage: Eukaryota; Fungi; Ascomycota; Sordariomycetes; Thyridiales; Thyridiaceae. The coding region runs from base 1 to 738 and encodes 245 amino acids. The record is from RefSeq and is a predicted model, not a curated record. The transcript has 2 exons. Gene Ontology annotation, cellular component: cytoplasm.
AUGGAAGACGUCGCGCCGGACGCGCUCAUCAACAAGGAUGACGGCCGCAAGUACUGGGACGGAGUAGACGCAGACGACAACGGCAUGCUUGGCGGGCUGCUCAAAGGGGGCUUCUCAAAUCUGUCGCGCCUGGACCUGCAGGGCUCGCGGACCUUUCUCGCCAAGCUCGGCAUCGGGGCCAAGCCUCCUCUACGCGUCGUCGGCGCGGCUCUUGAAGGUGGCGCAGGUGUUGGGAGGGUGACCAAUGGGCUCAUGGUGAAUGUGGCUAAAGAGGUGGACAUCAUCGAGCCCACGGUCAAGUUCACGGAUGCCAUAGAAGCUAGAGACCGUGUACGGACCGUGUUCAACGUGGGCCUGGAGGAGUGGAAGCCCAGAGACGAGACCCGCUACGACUUGGUCUGGGUGCAGUGGUGUGUCGGACAUCUGACAGACGAUCAAUUGGUCGAGUUCCUGAAGAGGUGUCAGAGCGUGCUGAAUGCUGGAGGAUUCAUCGUGCUCAAAGAGAACCUGAGUACGAGUGGAGUGGAUCUCUUUGAUGAUCUCGACAGCAGCGUCACGAGGUACGUUUCAUCCGUUUCCGUUCCGAAGCGCCAGAUCCCAUCUGAUCGAUAUGUGCAGGGAGGAGAGCAAGUUUCAGGACAUCUUCAAGAGUGCUGGCCUGAGGAUAUCCAAGACGGAGCUGCAGAAAGCAUUUCCAUCCUCGCUGUUCCCGGUGCGAAUGUGGGCUUUGACUCCUGA